AUGACUGGAAGACUUGUGCUGGGGCUCCUGAUCAUCUGUGUUGCAGCAAUUGCUGCACGCAAGUCUGAGAACAGGAGAAAGGCUGUUUGUGCUGAUCGAAUGAUCUGGACAUGCACAACAAAUUUGCACCCUGUGUGUGGAAGCGACGGACAGAGUUAUGACAAUGAGUGUCUCCUCUGCAAGGAGAUGCAUGAAUCCUACAAGGACAUCUUGGUUGCCAAACCGGGACACUGCUGA
Messenger RNA from Xiphophorus maculatus (southern platyfish), 237 nucleotides. Its product is annotated as serine protease inhibitor Kazal-type 1-like. The record is from RefSeq and is a predicted model, not a curated record. The transcript has 4 exons. The coding region runs from base 1 to 237 and encodes 78 amino acids. NCBI's taxonomy places the organism in Eukaryota, Metazoa, Chordata, Actinopteri, Cyprinodontiformes, Poeciliidae. Gene Ontology annotation, molecular function: protein binding.